Molecule: messenger RNA, 1707 nt
Organism: Ectocarpus sp. CCAP 1310/34
Lineage: Eukaryota; Phaeophyceae; Ectocarpales; Ectocarpaceae
Source: the annotation of a GenBank genome assembly
AUGCAAGCUAAGAAGACCAUCAACUUGAACAGGCGGUUUAUAGGAGAUGCAGAGAGCAGUAUCCCCGUAGGCGACCCAAACUUGCCGACUUCCGAACUGCUCCGCAGGGGGUACACGAGAGCAGAAGUCCAACGAGGGCUUCAGGCGUCCCACUUUAUCACUGCUGCUUUGGUAAAAGAAGCCGACAAAGCAAUCGUCAGCAACUGUACGUCAGCGAAAGAGGUCCUUGCGGAAUUGGAAAAGGUCUACGAUCCGGAGUCACAGGGGUCAAAACAGGCCUUGAUGCGGAAGAUGUUCGACUUUGCAAUCCCCACACACAGCAACAGCAACCCCAUCGAGCACCUCUACUCUCUCGNAGGGUUUCAGGCGUUCCGCUUUAUCACUACUGCUGUGGCCUUGAUGCGGAAGAUGUUCGAGAUUGCAAUACCCACACACAGUAAUAGCAACCCCAUCGAGCAUCUCUACUCUCUCGAGCUGCUGUACGCCCGCCUGCGCGAAAAGGAGCUCAAUGCUGAACAACCCUUCGUUCUCGCCCACUUCGUUGGUUCCCUCCCACCCGAGUACCAACAAGCGAAGUUCCUGUUGGAGACAGCAACGGCGCUGGAUAGGGCCGAGAUCGUCAGGAUCGUGAGCACGGUGCACGCGAGCCUCCCGGAGGGAAGGAAGGCCUCGAAGGGCCAGCGUAGGGCGGAGCAUGCUCUCCUCGCGAGUGACGGUGGCGGCGGGGGAGGAGCGCCGGGCCGCGGCAACAGCGGCAGCCGCAAGGGUGGCGGCGGCGGCGGCGGCAACCAGAAGGGGAGAGGGGGUGGCGCGAAGGCUGGAGGCGGCAGCGGAGGCGGCGUGACGAAGAUGCGGGUAGCACGCGGUCGCUGUUUCCGAUGCGGCAACAAGGGCCACCAGGUGGCCAACUGCCCCGAGAGCAAGCCCGUGCGAUGUGAGACAUGCAAGGGCUACGGCCACGACAAGAGCAAGUGCCCGACCGAAGAGGCGGUGCUCGUGGUGGAAGUGCCGGCGGGGAGGGCGUCUGCGGACGCCACAGCACUGGACGUGGCAGAAGAAGCGCUGGUGGUCGGUGACAUCUCAGGCGAGUGUCACAAAGUCGUUGGUCGAGGGGGUGUAGAGGAGGCUAGGAGGGGUAGGUAUGUCGCCGAUACCGGCGCUACGACCCACAUGUUCGCGAACACAGAUGGGUUCGUUCAUUACGAAGAUUGUGAUCGACGUGUGCGCGUCGCCGCCGGGGAAACCUUCUCUAUCGUAGGGUAUGGUGACGUGACGGUCACCCUUAGCUCGCGCGACGGUACAACCGACCUGUUGUUGAAACGGGUUGCACACGUCCCCCGACUAGACUACAACCUAGUAUCUCUCACUUCCCUCUUCGACGACGGGUUCGAAACCAAAACCCUCAACAAACACGAGUUGGAGUUGGAGAGAGGGGGGGGGGAGGUGGUGUACUUCCCCCGAUGCGGUAACCUGUACGUCCAAAACGGUUUCCGCACACACACCGAACAUGCCUGUGCCGCAAUUGCUCCUGGCAACGCGAAAGCGCCCAGCANAAAAGCGUCCAGCACCCCCGUUGAUAUCAACGAUUUCCACUGCGCGUACGGCCACUCCCACGAGGUGCUGCUGAGGACCACGGCGAAGCAGCAAGGGACGACGCUGGUGGGCGAGCUCCGGGAGUGCCUGGGGUGCUCGACGGCGAAGGGGCUU